AUGUCACAGCAAAUAGCCGGGUUCAAGGAGUCUAUGGAUUUCUAUAACGCAAAAUUUGAAUCCUAUAAAUUAUGUUUGGAGGAAAAGGAGGAGAUUAUUAAAAAGCUACAAGUUGAAAAUCAACACCUAUUGACGACCAAUAUUGAACACGGAACAAGGCUGACACAAGUAGAACAAAGCCUACGUGAAAAUAAUUUGGAAAUAAAUGGGGUCCCCGAGUUCAAGAAUGAAAAUGUUAUUACUACAUUAUUGCAAUUAGCAAAAACGGUAGGGGAGCCACUAGAAGAUAGCGACAUCCUCCACGCAACAAGAGUGGCAAAGUUAAACCAGGAGACCAGCAGACCUCGUCCAAUGGUAGUUAAACUUCGCACGCCUCGUCACCGCGACAACAUUAUAGCUGCAGUAGUCCGAUUCAACAAAAAGAACUCAAAUGAAAAGCUAAACUCUCAACACCUGGGUAUUAGUGGCGACCGCAAGCCGGUAUAUGUAGCAGAGCAUCUGUGUCUAGCAAAUAAACAGUUACAUGCCGCGACUAGAAAACUCGCCAAAGAGUUAAACUACAAGUUUGUAUGGGUUCGUAACGGGCGAGUGUUUGUUCGCAAGGACGAAUCACACUCCGCAAUAUUAAUUCGUAGUUUGGACGGCCUAUCUUUGCUUAAAAAUGAAAAGACAACUAAUAAUAAUAAUAAAGUAGCUUAG
This is a messenger RNA of Trichoplusia ni (cabbage looper), 699 nucleotides long. RefSeq lists its product as uncharacterized. Bases 1 to 699 code for a protein of 232 amino acids. The record is from RefSeq and is a predicted model, not a curated record. NCBI's taxonomy places the organism in Eukaryota, Metazoa, Arthropoda, Insecta, Lepidoptera, Noctuidae. The transcript has a single exon.